AAGUUCCAUAUGUAUGUUACGCAGGAAAAAAUUCCGUGACAGAGAAGUACAGACGCCACUUAGCUCGAUACCUCGGAGGCGUCAGGAUAACAAGGGAAUGCUUGUCUUGCGGUCUGGAUUAGCAGAGCUGCAUGUUAAAGUAGCCCCUUGAUUCUCAAAUUCGGUUGUGGGUUGCGCUUAAUUUUGGGUUUUGUUGCGUCGCGACUGUCAGGUGGUUUGCGUAGAUCGGCAUCACGAUGGCGACGGCCGUCACGAUCACAAUUACUCUGGCGAUGUUGGUGAUUUGUGCAUCUGGGGCGGUGCCUGGGAGCUCCAGGCCGGAUCCCUCCGAUGCUCCGGCAACGGCAAGGUGGCUUGUCGCUCAGAGUGCUUGGGGUGUUCUUAGCACAAUCUCGAUACACUUAGAGGGCGCACCCUGGGGGAACGUGGCAGCUUUCAGUGAUGGCCCGGUGGGUAGCUCAGGAGGGACCCCUUUUUUUUACUUGUCCAGGAUGGACCCAACUCCAAAUGAUAUUACUUUGGAUUCUCGUUGUUCUUUGACCUUGAGCGAGGCGUCUUUGGGAACCUGCGGCAGCGUUGAUCCUGAAAAUCCAACUUGUGCUCGCUUAACUCUAUCUGGAAAGAUGAUGGAGAUUACAGACCAGCAAGAGCUCGACUUUGCUGCACUAGCACUAUUUUCUAAGCACCCGGAAAUGCCAGACUGGCCGAAGUGGCACAAAUGGAUUUUCUAUAAGCUUGACAUUUUGAACAUCUACCUCCUUGACAACUACGGUGGAGCAAAGCCAGUAACCGUAUCGGAGUAUUACCGGGGCCACGCUCAGGCUGCUCUCACCAGCUGAUUGGCAAGUAGGUGUCUCUUCAAAUAAAAUCUGCUGACAAUGACAUAUGGUAUGCUGCCUUUUCCUAUGAACCUGUUCAUGCGGAUUUCUGUUAGGCUAACUCAUGAAGUGUGAGUAGUCGGUGAUUUGGCGUACGCGGUGUUCAGACAGGCAUGUAAAAUAUAUGAAAAACGGAUUUCCAGGCCUGUGCAUCGGAGACUGCUUCCUGCACAUCUUGUAAGAAAGUGGAACGGUGAAGUACAUUUGUAAAGUAUUCGUAGAAUGGGUACAGUUUGACCUUGUUUGAGUUAUCGUGCUCCGUGAAUUAUAUAAUAAAGAUGCUUUCAUUCAACUCAA
Molecule: messenger RNA, 1175 nt
Organism: Physcomitrium patens
Lineage: Eukaryota; Viridiplantae; Streptophyta; Bryopsida; Funariales; Funariaceae
Source: RefSeq, a predicted model, not a curated record